AUGUAUGGCCACACUCAAUCCGCCUGCUUCGGUAUACCCCUUGCAGCUGAAAACUCAGACAUCGCGAGGAUUGAUGGAGCAUUUAAGCUGUUAACGUCCAGAGACCCGCAUGUCCAAGAGCUUGCGUGGACUGAUCUUUCGCGCCUUGUGGAAGCCAGAAUCAAGCGCAAACCUACGCCAGCGACACUCGCUGCUUUCCUGUCUGGCUCGCAAGAGGAAAUUCCCCGCUCAACCACCAACCCUAUCUCUUCAAUUUGGUCUGCUGCUCGGAGUGCCUCAAGACGCAUGCAGGUCCAAUGGAGCUUCUCUGAGGACAACCAUGUUUCCAUUACGCACAACGGAGAUACCAUCUAUGCCGGAAAGAGGCACCUUAUCUUCCGCACCAUACGCAACAACUGUAAGCACGCCAGAUCUUCAAAGCUGAUUUCAUACCCCAGUCAGCGAAAAGCGAUAGAAUGUGCAGCCGCAGCCGAAGCGAGUUCUCAUUUCUUCCGUGAUGGGUCUUUUACUCGCUUCGCUGACUGGCGGUUCAUACACCGUGCGCGGCUAAACCUCCUCCCUCUGAAUGCCGUCAGCCGACGGAAUGCCGGGACGCGAGGAUGUCGUCGUUGCAGCUAUGAGAGUGAAACGCUUCCACACGUCAUAAACCACUGUAUGCGGUACAGUCGGCUUUUGCAGAAGAGACACAAUGCAAUCGUCGAACGUGUGAAGAAGGCGGCUACUGGUCGUUGGAGCAUCCUAACUGAAAACCAGGCCAUUACGGGACAGAACCUACGACCUGAUCUGGUACUAGUGCGUGAUGAUGCGUGCCUCAUACUAGACAUCACCACACCUUUCGACAAUAGGCGUGAUGCGUUUGAUCGUGCAAGAAGAGAAAAAGAGGACAAAUACCGCCCGCUGGUCGACAUGCUCAAGGCAAGGUACAGUGAUGUUCGAGUAGAAGCGAUCAUCGUUGGCUCCCUCGGGUCAUGGGACCCCAAGAAUGAUCGAAUAAUUAAUCGCCUGUGUUCCAAACGAUAUGCAGCAUUGAUGAGAAAAUUGAUUGUAAGUGACACAAUUAGAAUAUCGUGGGACAUUUACGUGGAACAUAUCACAGGCGUACAACAAGAUGUAUAA
This is a messenger RNA of Stegodyphus dumicola, 1116 nucleotides long. RefSeq lists its product as uncharacterized. The record is from RefSeq and is a predicted model, not a curated record. Lineage: Eukaryota; Metazoa; Arthropoda; Arachnida; Araneae; Eresidae.